UCAAAUUUAGUCGGAAUAACAAUGUUAUUUUUGUCGAUUUUUAUAUUUCUACAAUUAUUUUGUCUCAUAAAUUGCAAAGGUCCGUCCCUGUACUGUCCCCCUGAAUGGGUAGUUCAUGGGAGCGGUGACAUUCCUGAGGACGCGGAAAUGUGCAGUCUUGGUGGGGGAGAGUAUAUCGGGAGGACAUUUCAGAACGGGGAGUGGGUUGCAGCUCGUAUCAUCCCGUCCCUCGGAAUGGCCUACACCCCCGUGGGAAACACCGUAGUGGAAACGGAAGCCUACCAAACGCUUAUCUUCCCCCCUUACUGCAUCACAAAAUGGGUCCCCUCCCCCCUCAUCAGUACCCUUUCCCACACCGCCGUCUCCGUUAACGACCCCUCCCGAACCAACUUCAUCGGCCGCGUGGAGGCCACCCACGUGUCGCCCGACGAAGGUCAAGCAUUCUGCGGAAAUACCGAAAUCACCUCAAAUUCCUUGCAUUACAUAUCCCCCUCCCUACAAACUAUCCGAAGUACCCCCCACUUCGAAAUCCUGACCAGUUCGAAACCCCCCCUCCACGCAAUCCUGCACGGAUUCACCUUCAAUCUCCAAUUCCUUACGAACACUUCCCUAAAAAACGAGCUUAUCCAUUCGGAAACCUUGGAACUUAACGGAAUCCUGGGAACUUCCCGGUUUAACGUGACCCACUCCAAGAUAACCUCGGAAGAAUUCAUCUUAUCCGAAAACGGUCUCGAUUUCACCGGACUUUCCCACGUGGACGUGUCCUUCCACAAUUUCAAUGGCGGGGACGCCGUUCACUUCCACGUGGACGAAGUGCGCGACUGGGAGGUGCGGAUUGUUGCGAAAAUUCCGCGAAAAAUUGAGGCCUCCGCGAGCUACGAGAUAACCCGGGUUGGCGCGCAGACCUUGGCGUUGGUCCAGGCCUGUUCGACCGUCGGGAUUUUGCAGGAUGUCGAAAUCCCGUACACGGCGGAGGUGUGGUAUUGGUCCCCUGGGUUGGACGCGGGGCAGGUGGAGGUCAUGUUGGACGAGGUGGGACGGACCUACGUGGGGAGGGAGGAGGAUUGUUACGUCGUCGGGGAAAUUGCGGGGGGGUUAAGUGGAAGAUUAGUUUUUGGAACGAGGAUUAAUUUUGCACAGCCAAACGUGGAUUUUCCGUGUGCGCAAUUUAUGAGCUAGUAAAGGUUAAGGAAACAACGAGAUACGUUAUGAAAUCGGUGAUUAAUUAACCUCUUUAAUGUUUUUAAAAAAUCCUGCCAAAAUUUGCAUGAAGUUAAAGACGAACAAUGUUCUUUUUUCACUCAACACAACUAAUAAUGGAGGUCUCGCAACGUAUGCUAUCCGAUUUUCGCGAAAUCAGUGUCAAUCGAUCGCAAAUAUAAUUAGUAUGAAAUUUGCAAAUGGCACUAUGAGCAAGUUCAGCGGAGAUAUUUGCAUAAAACGCGCAAUAAAUUAGGAAAGUUUAAAACUUGUCGACCUCGUUUUAUCCACUUUUUAUGCAAAUAAAUAUCUACGCCAAACUGCGUAUUGGCAGAUCGUAUCAUUUGCAUAUUUCAUACUAUUUAAAUUUGCGAUCGAUUGACACCAAUUUGGUCCAAAUCGGUGAGUCAACGUUGGGAGACGUCCAUUGUAAAUAUAGGUUUCUUUUAUUUUAAAAAUUGACACGGUAAAUACAAACCAUGUUAUUUAUUUCGGAUACAAUAGACAAUUAGUUAUAUGUACAUAUGCCAGUUAAUUAGUAACUAUUUAUUAUUUAUAGUAGCCAGAUUUGUCUCACACUUUUGACCAGGGUUCGCUACCCCGGGUUUUUGUGGGUUGGGGUUUUUGGGGUUUUUGUGGGUUUUUGGGGUU
Molecule: messenger RNA, 1851 nt
Organism: Folsomia candida
Lineage: Eukaryota; Metazoa; Arthropoda; Collembola; Entomobryomorpha; Isotomidae
Exons: 2
Coding region: 22-1179 (385 amino acids)
Source: RefSeq, a predicted model, not a curated record